Molecule: messenger RNA, 2167 nt
Organism: Eucalyptus grandis
Lineage: Eukaryota; Viridiplantae; Streptophyta; Magnoliopsida; Myrtales; Myrtaceae
Product: putative inactive cysteine synthase 2
Exons: 3
Coding region: 168-542 (124 amino acids)
Cellular component (GO): cytoplasm
Molecular function (GO): cysteine synthase activity
Source: RefSeq, a predicted model, not a curated record
GGCAAGCAGUGUUGCAUCUCCUUCAGCACCAUUUGCGUAGAUAUAGUUGCUAAGGCGCUGUACUCUGAUCGAGUGCUGUUUUGGUGCAGAUAAUUGGCAAGACGCCCCUGGUGUACCUCAACCGUGUGGUGGAGGGUUGUGUUGCCUGAAUAGCUGCGAAGCUCGAAAUGAUGGAGCCCUGCUCAGGUGUCAAAGACAGGAUUGCGUAUAGAAUGAUUGCAGAUGCUGAGGAAAAGGGUCUGAUUAAGCCGGGAGAGAGUGUUCUGACUGAGCCUACUAGUGGUAGCACCGGAAUAGGGCUGGCAUUUAUGGCUGCUGCCAAGGGUUAUAAACUUAUAAUUACCAUGCCUGCUUCAAUGAGUCUUGAAACAAGAACCAUUCUCCGUGCUUUUGGAGCUGAUCUGGUCCUCACGGAUCCAGCCAGGGGCAUGAAAGGCUCUGUUAAAAAGGCUGAAGAGAUAGUGGAAAGAAUACCCAAUGCAUACAUGCUUCAUCAAUUUGAGAACCCUGCCAAUCCCAAGGUAUACAGUUCACACACUUAGUAAUGCUUCUAUAGCUAGCUGGUUGGAGAAGCUUAAGUUCUUCCUGCUUUCAUACAUCCAUUAUGAAACGACUGGACCGGAGAUCUGGAAAGAUUCAGGAGGCAAAGUUGAUGCCCUCGUUUCUGGGAUAGGAACUGGAGCUACAAUAACAGGAGCAGGAAUAUAUCUCAAGGAGCAGAACCCUAAGAUCAAGGUGUGCAUUUCUAUCGCCUAGUUAUAUUUCUAGGCAACUUUACCGUUUCUCAUGUUUUUCAUUUAAUACUUCUGUGUGUUUAGCUCUAUGCUGUAGAACCUGCAGAAUGUGCAGUAUUAUCUGGUGGCAAACCUGGUAAGUCAUGAUCUUCAACACACUGUUGGAUCCCUUUGUAACUGGUAGUGAUAUUACACUGGCUUAACUUUUCAUUGUGUACUUUUCCUUUUCCUUCUGCACCAAUUGAAGGACUUGGAUGAGGAAACAUACUUUGUGUUUGGGUUUUGGCUGUGCCUUCUCUUAUUUAUCUCCCUCUCUGAUGCAUGAUUAAUAUACUGAGUGAAGAACUUAGGAAUGGCUGUCCUGAUUUUUCGAGGAUACGGGUAGAGUAGUAAUUACUUGCCUGGAAAUUAACUUCAUUGUAUGAUUGAUAUGAUCAAUGAACCGCAGAAUUGGGUCAUCCAUUUCCUUUUCCUCUCAUGACGGUUCAGCUACUACAUACCCUGGUUCUGCCCAGACAGCCUUUUGUUUAGUCACUAGAACUUAUGAAUUUGCUACAUUUGUGUUGGGAAAAAAUAUUUGCUUAAACUUUCUGUGAUUUCAUAUGUUUUGGUGAUGUUCAGCAUGGUUCUAUGAUAAUUUCAUAUACACUACAAAAUGAAUUGCCGAAGGUCCGCAUAAAAUACAAGGCAUUGGUGCUGGCUUCAUCCCUGGAGUGCUAGAUGUGAAUUUAUUUGAUGAAGUUAUUCAAGUAAGUUUUUAUCCGUACAAGGGGACAAAUUUGUGCUAUUUUCUUGCUUUUACAUCUCGGCAUCCGUCCACUUAUUAUGUCUUCUCAUCUUGAGUACAUGUUUUCGAUGCCGUGAUUUUUUGUACAUUUGGUCUUUCCCCUUUAUAUUUAUUACCAUUUACCAAAAAAAAAAAAAAUUGUGCUAUUUUCUUUCUGUUUUCUGGUCCUGCCAUCAUGUUCAAUUAUCCUCAUUCCUAAAUUUCAUAACAUCCAUGCUGUUGCACAAGGGAAAAAGGACUAAACAUGCAAACAAAAAGUCUGCUCUCUUGCUGAUAUCCAUCCUAAUACCUAGAUCAUCAUUUGUAUUCAACAAAAUGACAACAACUCUUCAAUUGCACAUGCUUUUUACGAUUUGCAUACCGUUAGCCAAUGAUCUUUGCAUUGUAAAUGUGGUUCCUAUCAAGUAAUUCACACUGGCUAUUACAGGAUUCUCCAUCUGACUUUGCAGGUAUAAAGUGAAGAAGCUAUUGAAACUGCCAAGCUGCUUGCAGUGAAGGAGGCUUUGCUGGUAAAGAGACUUGUCUAUCAUUAGGCACUGAGACUUCAGAACCCCACCCUAGGAAAUGAUGCACACACUGACUAAUAUCCAUUUUUAACUUAUUUCUUGAAACAUGACAUGAUUGUGGCACUUCAGAGUUCUCUGUC